This is a messenger RNA of Anolis carolinensis (green anole), 6128 nucleotides long. It is a transcript of the gene ppfibp2, whose product is annotated as PPFIA binding protein 2. NCBI's taxonomy places the organism in Eukaryota, Metazoa, Chordata, Lepidosauria, Squamata, Anolidae. Bases 615 to 3446 code for a protein of 943 amino acids. The record is from RefSeq and is a predicted model, not a curated record. Gene Ontology annotation, molecular function: protein binding. Gene Ontology annotation, cellular component: presynaptic active zone. The transcript has 28 exons. Gene Ontology annotation, biological process: neuromuscular junction development.
CUCAAGCAACAGGGCUUAUUUUUAGGCUAAGUCCCAGCCUUAAAUAAAUUGGGAAGCUGAGGAGUGUUCCAAUAACACAGAGUAAAACAGAGACAGGAAAUAGAGGGUCUUGGGGUAAUGAGUUCCAGCCACACUCGAAACAGAGAGCUCGGGAAGGCAUUACUUGAAAAUAGUUUCUCUAUGACUGCCUGGCAAUUUUUAGCUUGUUAUUUUACCAUUAAAAGAGAACACUCUCGCUGCAGAUUUCAACUAUGCUACAGAAGCUCCCCCUCUUCCCAAGACCAUCUGGCAUUAUGCAUCUCUUGAAGCCUUUUGAAUGAUAUUACUGCCUGUUGAUGACUGAUCUCUACUUUUUAAAAAAAGAAAAACCAGAUGCUUUGAGCUAGGGAGGUGAGGGAACUCAGUCUGAAGUUUAUACAGUUGUAGUAUAUACACCCAGUGGAAGCGUGUAGAAUAAGCCUGCAGGACAAAUUUCAAGUCAAAUAUGCACAACUAUUCAGCUUGCUGGAAGAAGGGAAAGACAAGAUGAGAGCAGGACCGAUUGUGGUUCUCCAGAACGAAGCUGUGAUUGUUCCGAAUCCAGGGAAAUACAAUGGCUGAAAUGGACCCAAAGCAUGGAUAGUGAGAUUGAUAUUUACAAACACUUUAAGUGGCUAAAGAGGUCCCAAGUGAGCCACCAUACUUCUGCCAGUAAUGAAACUUAUCAAGAACGCCUUACGAGAUUAGAAGGUGAUAAAGAAUCUCUCAUAUUGCAGGUGAGUGUCCUCACAGAUCAAGUGGAAGCCCAAGGAGAAAAAAUCAGAGACCUAGAAGUUUGCCUUGAAGGGCACCAGCUGAAGCUUAAUGCUACUGAAGAGAUGCUUCAACAGGAACUGCUAAGUCGGACGCAGCUUGAGACACAGAAAUUGGAUCUAAUGGCAGAGGUGUCAGACCUCAAGAUUAAGCUGGUUGGAAUGGAGAAGGAACAGAGCGAGUAUGAGGAGAAGCAGAACAAAGCUGAGUCAGUAGUGAACCUGAUCAGUGAACUGCAAGAACAGAUGUGUAGACUUCAGUUGGAGAUUAAUAGUAAAAUCCAGGAAAGAAAAUCUCACAGUAGGAAGCCAACUAUGGCGGCACUCGGUCCUCAAGAUAGUACAGAUUUGGUGACAGAGGUCCCUACACAGAGUGAUAAUUUGUUACAAGAACUGAAACAUCUAAAAAUUAAAGUUGAAGAGCUGGAAAAUGAAAGGACCCAGUAUGAAUGGAAACUGAAAGCAACUAAAGCUGAAAUAGCACAACUUCAGGAACAAUUAGCACUAAAAGAUUCAGAAAUUGAACGACUACAGAGUCAAAUCUUGAGGACAUCAUCAAAUAACGAAAGUGCAGAAAGAGAGGAAGUGUAUAGGAGAAGGCUAAAAGAAAAACAUCAAGAGGUACAACAUCUGAAAGUAGGAAUGGAAUCAUUACUAGCUGCAAAUGAAGAAAAGGAUCGUCGGAUAGAAGAAUUAACAGUUUUGCUAAGCCAAUACCGAAGGGUGAAAGAGAUCAUGAUAGCAGUACAAGGAACAUCAGAAAGAGUUUUAUCUGUUAGCAGCGACGAUGAUCUUGAGGCAACUUUAAGAAAAUGGAGUCCAAUUAAUACGGCCCAAAUGGAAAACUUUAAACCAGAGGUAUUUCCAUGGGAAAUGACCCCACCUACACUGCUUCCACCAUCACAAAAAGUGCUGGAAAUCAGUGGAAGCUCUCCAGAUCCGGCAAAUAAAUUUUCAACAAAUGGAGAAAGCCUGGAAUUCCAAAAUAGGGUGCCACAGAAAAAAAUAUCAAGUAGUCUAGAAGACUUGCAAAGUGAAUCCUUGGAAAAGCAUGUAGAUGUGAAACCAAUAGAACGUGAUAUAGAGAAAGAGAAUAAGCCGCAUGUGAAAGGCAGCAAGUACCAAACUUUGCCAGGAAAACUGUUUCGACCAGCACACAGUGGUGAUAAUGGGAUAUACAAUACGCCUGGUUCUCCCAAUACACGUAAUGUGAAUGGGAAUGAGGACAACGGCACACAGAACCUGAAUCGCAUCAGGAGUGUCAGUGCACCAGUCUUAGGAGACUCUGACAAUAUGGAUGGAACAAUGACUUCAGAAGACCUUUCCCCUUUGUCAUCUGGAACAGAAUCUGGUGCACAGUCUCCAUUAACUCCAGAAAAUAAAAGAAGCUCAAAGGGAAUAAAGAAAAUAUGGGGAAAAAUACGCAGGACUCAGUCAGGCAAUUUUCCUGGAGAUGAUCUGGGCUUGGCUGAAUUUCGAAGAGGUGGCCUCCGGGCAACAGCUGGACCUCGGCUGUCUCGAUCAAAGGACACCAAGGGGCAGAAGAAUGAUCAUAAUGCUCCAUUCUCCCAGUGGGGCACUGAACGUGUGUGUAGCUGGCUUGAGGACUAUGGCCUUGGUCAAUAUGUCAUUUUUGCACGGCAGUGGGUCACGUCUGGCCACACACUUUUAACAGCAACACCUCAGGACAUGGAAAAGGAACUAGGAAUAAAGCAUCCUUUACACAGGAAGAAAUUAGUUCUAGCAGUUAAAGCUAUAAAUACAAAACAAGAUGAUAAGUCUGCACAGCUAGAUCACAUCUGGGUGACCCGAUGGCUUGAUGACAUUGGCUUACCUCAAUACAAAGAUCAGUUUUAUGAAUCAAGAGUUGAUGGCAGAAUGCUACAAUUCCUAACUGUGAAUGACCUUCUCUUUCUCAAAGUCACAAGCCAACUUCAUCAUCUCAGUAUUAAGUGUGCCAUUCAUGUGCUGCACGUGAACAAUUUCAACCCUCACUGCCUGCGUAGGAGGCCAGCCGAUGAGAAUAGCAUUUCACCUUCUGAGGUGGUUCAGUGGUCCAAUCACAGAGUGAUGGAAUGGCUCCGAUCUGUAGAUUUGGCGGAAUAUGCACCAAACCUUCGAGGAAGUGGAGUUCACGGUGGUCUCAUUAUCCUUGAACCUCGUUUUAAUGGUGAUACACUGGCAAUGCUUCUCAACAUUCCUCCUCAAAAGACGCUAUUAAGACGUCACUUAACAACUAACUUCAAUCUGCUCAUUGGAUUAGAGGCACAGCAAGAAAAAAGGGAAAUUGUGGAAUCUACAUCUUAUACACCUCUGACUACCACUGCUAAAGUCCGGCCAAAGAAACUUGGAUUUUCACAUUUUGGAAACUUAAGGAAAAAGAAAUUUGAUGAAUCAACUGAUUACAUUUGUCCCAUUGAUACAUGUGUCAGCGUGACCAAUGGCACCCAGAAGAUCUACAGCGCAUACAAAGUGCACAAUGUCCUUCCUGACAAAGAAUUAGACAAACUGAAUCAGAUGGAACAUUCAGAAGGAACUGUAAUGCAAAUAGGGGAACUCUCUCAAGGAAUUAACAACCUCACGACUAUGUUAAGCCAAGAUCAGCUGUUGAAUGAUGAUAGAUUUUUAACACCAGCUCUUGAGGACUGGAGAUGAAGACUCCAUGAGACCAAUACCGCCAAUCCUUUGGUUGUAUUACGAUAUAUGGCUAGGGCAAGAUGGGUGCUACAUUAAACGAUCUGCUGCUGUUUUUGCCACUGAAAUAAUUAAGUGCUAUUCUAAAAACAUCCUCCAUUGGGGCAAAAUCCUUACAGCCUAAUAACACACAAAAACCUAUGCAAUAUUUUUAGAGAUGGAAAAACUGAGAUGUAAAUACAUACUUCUAUAUAGGGUGAGCCACUUCCUUGUCAGUGAUGUUUUUGUUUUUUGUACAUUUAAGGUUUCUUUAUGUUGCAAAUUAUUGGAUUUGCAUUAUUUUCUAAGGUGUUCCUGCUCUGAAAGUGUUAAUACAACUGAUUCAAUGAUUUAUUGUCAAUAUAGUAUAUCAGAACAGAUUCCUUCCCAAGAUAAGUUUGCUAGUUGUUUACUUUGACUACUGAUCCUAAAGCUGGAACAACGACCCAGUAUUUGAAGAAAUCACCCAUCCAUCUGUGCAGUCUUUCUAACAUCUUUUGAUCUUGCCAUGUUUUGAGCAAUGCAUGUAAUUAAUCUACAAUAAGAAAACCUAGCUUCCUUCACUUAACAGUGCUAAGAAAAAGAAAGGAUCUUCAUGUUUCUGUAGCCAACAUAUUCUGUAUUGAAUAAUCUAGAAUAGGAAAGGAAAUCAUAUGAAGUACCCAUGUGGAGUACCCAGAGACCACAUGGACAAUCCUCAGGUUCCUAAAUCAAAAACACAAAACCAUCCAUCCAGAAGCUUCCAGUGCAUGUGUAGGGGGAGUAUAGCCUAAAACAUACAUGAACAUAUAAACUGCUUCAGAAAAACAUUGGUUUUCUGAAAACUAGAAGUGACUCUGGUUAUCUCUAGCUUCCCCAGAAUGGGAAAUUGUGGUCCAGAGAAAUCGAGGAGUUGAGAUGGAAAUGGGAUAGAUGUGAGCGCUGCCCCACAUGACUGCCCAUCCAGAUCUAGAAGAUACACCCCAUACCGAGUCAUAGCUACGCUCCACCAACUCAUAUUAUUAUAUGAAUUAGACAUGCCAUUGUUGCCACUGGGUGCAGCUGCAGCUAAGAACAGAUGAAUUGGUCAGGAGAUACAUCAUAUUUAUGUCUCCUGACCCAGAAUCUUGGACAUUAAUACAAACAUAAAAGAGAAAUGACCAAAGAGAGAACUAGAAUCUGACUUACCUCUUUUUUUCACUAUUCUAUUUUAUAAAUAGAAGGGCAGUUUUUGUUGAGAGCUUUGGAGUCAAGAAAUUACAGCAUCUUAACAAAAACAGUACAUCACCUAACCACCGGCACCCUCAGUGGUGCAGUGGGUUAAAUCCUUGUGCCAUCAGGACUGCUGACCUGAAGGUUUGGUUGCUGACCUGAAGGUUGCCAGUUUGAAUCCAGGGAGAGCGUGGAUGAGCUCCCUCUAUCAGCUCCAGCUCCUCAUGUGGGGACAUCAGAAAAACCUCCCAUAAGGAUGGUAAAACAUCAAAAAAAAAUUCAGGCAUCUCCUGGGAAAUGUCCUUGCUGAUGGCCAAUUCUCUCACACCAGAAGCAACUUUUAGCUUCUCGAGUUGCUCCUGUCAUGAAAAAAAAAAAACCAAACCUCUUGAAAGAAUGGAUGCCUGAGCACAAGAAACAGUCCUUUUAAUUACAGCUUCAUAAGUCAUGAAACACUACAUUUACAAUCAGUUUUUUCCUGAUAGUGAUAUCAAAUGUCGAUAUGAAGACAAUGACUUGCCAUUCAGCAAAAUAUAUUGUUUUGCCUGUAACACGACAUUUAAAAUUAGUUCUGCUCAACCAAGUAAGAUUAGCCUCCAGCCAGAGUUGGUGGGAACUAGGAUAUGAACAUACUGGGGGAAGGUCUGUCCUCCUAUGGAGCAUCAAAGUCCUCCACUUUCUUUUCUGUAACACUGAUGCUCUCUUUUGUUUCACCACACACAACCGCUUUAUAUUUCAAUCUUACUAUUACAGUAGAGUCUCACUUACCCAACAUAAAUGGGCCGGCAGAAUGUUGGAUAAGCGAAUAUGUUGGAUAAUAAGGAGGGAUUAAGGAAAAGCCUAUUGAACAUCAAAUUAGGUUAUGAUUUUACAAAUUAAGCACCAAAACAUCAUGUUAUACAACAAAUUUGACAGAAAAGUAGUACUGUAUUUACGAAUUUAGCACCAAAAUAUCACAAUGUAUUGAAAACAUUGACUACAAAAAUGCGUUGGAUAAUCCAGAACGUUGGAUAAGUGAGAGACUACUGUAGUUCUAAGCAGAGAAGAUCUACCGGAUCACAGAUAUCUUGACAUACAAUAAUUCAAUAGAUUCAUGCCUAAGCUUCCUCUUUCAAAGGGGAUGACUGCGGGUUUAUCUGAACUAAUUUUCAUAGCAAAUACUGUAAUAGCAACUCCAUAUGGACAUUUUGUAUCUUCUGUCAUCUUCGAUGAUUUUCCCUUUUCCCCAGGCCUCUAGCCUGGUAAUUCAAACUUCGCUAGGCAAGAGAACCCUCUGCUGGUGAUACAAAUGUUUGCUCUCAUGAAACAUUCCAGAAAUUACUUUCUACGACAAAGGCCAUCCUGAGUUAGCUUCUCAACUUUCAAUGAAGAUAAUUCAUUGCAUCACUGUGUGUAACAAUAGAUCCAGCCCAUCUUUUAGAAUUAAAUAACAAGCCUUUCAUUAUUUAAAUAAAAGAAAUAUGUGAAAACAUG